AUGGACGAGGCUCCAACAGGAGACCUUAUGCCUUGGUCCGACGCCUUGCCCCCCUUUAGGGUCUCGGACAAUCUAACGAAGUUAUUGCAAGAGACCAAGCCACGGUUCCCAAAAAAUAUGCGCAUGGUCCACGGGAUCAUGGAGGUGGUGCGGGAGAUGCGCGAUGCGAACAUUAGGUGGAUCGUGAUGGGGGACGACGACUCUAUUUUUUUCGUGGAGAAUAUGAUCGACGUUCUUAGAGGAUUCGAUCAUCGGAAGUACUACUAUAUUGGGGGGCAAUCAGAGUUCAUCAUAGCCAAUUUUUGGUACUCCUUUAACACAGGUUAUGGCGGGGCUGGAUUUAUUUUAAGCUAUCCUCUUGCAAAAGCUCUUGCAAGUGAUAUGGAGAAUUGUCUAAGACGAUAUACUCAACUUGUCGCAUCUGAUACUCAUACUAUGUGUUGUAUUGCUGAUAUUGGUGUCAAUCUAACUCCUCUCAAAGGAUUUCAUCAGGUAUUAUAA
Messenger RNA from Salvia hispanica, 501 nucleotides. NCBI's taxonomy places the organism in Eukaryota, Viridiplantae, Streptophyta, Magnoliopsida, Lamiales, Lamiaceae. The record is from RefSeq and is a predicted model, not a curated record.